Molecule: messenger RNA, 801 nt
Organism: Ceutorhynchus assimilis (cabbage seed weevil)
Lineage: Eukaryota; Metazoa; Arthropoda; Insecta; Coleoptera; Curculionidae
Source: the annotation of a GenBank genome assembly
AUGGAAGGUGUUUGGAUUAUCUUGUGUUUGGCAAUUUUGAUUCAAAAUGGUAAUGGGUUACUGUGCUACCAUUGCCAUCAAACCACCAAAGAGUGUAACAGUGGAAACUUAGGAGAAAACAAUCAGAAAAAUUGCUCAGAAGACAGAUGUGCUUUGAUAAAAUAUGAAACUCCUAUGCCUGGAAGGCUGGUUGUAGCAACAAUAAGAGAUUGUGCUUUGUACACAGAACACGAACUAGUUAAAAUGGUAUCGCCAGACAUGAAAAAUCCGGCUAAAAUAAUUAUUUUUGAAGAAUGCGAAACUCAUCUUUUUUCAGCACAAGAUAUCCACAACAACACUUUCCUAUGUUACUCGUGUAAUCCAGGUUUAAACCCAAGCUCAUGUGCUAAUCCGCUUAAUGGCGUUCCAGUGCUCAACUGCACUUCGUUGGUAUCAAAUAUUACUUUGUACAGAUACAGCUGUUAUUCGUCAUAUCUAGUUUACAACAUUUCUGGACCACAAAAUCUGACUGGCAUACAUAGGGGAUGUCAUAUAUCGUCAAACAUAGCAGUGCCGAGUAAUUAUUGUUCUUCAAGUCCAGGAAUUAAUGUUACUCAUGUAGGAUGUGGGUCAUGUGGUUCUUCGUAUUGUAAUACGCAUCUUUUCAAUAAUGUUGGACAAAUCAUAGGAGGUGGAGGCGGAAGUGGAGGUGGAGGCGGAAGUGGAGGUGGAGGCGGUUCUGGAAAUCGUCCAAAUGGGUCUUCGAUUCUAUCACCGGCAAUUUUUGUUUUAGCAAUAAGUCUCAUAUUCUCUCAUGUUUAA